Molecule: messenger RNA, 1119 nt
Organism: Papaver somniferum (opium poppy)
Lineage: Eukaryota; Viridiplantae; Streptophyta; Magnoliopsida; Ranunculales; Papaveraceae
Product: protein ATAF2-like
Exons: 6
Coding region: 1-1119 (372 amino acids)
Biological process (GO): regulation of DNA-templated transcription
Molecular function (GO): DNA binding
Source: RefSeq, a predicted model, not a curated record
AUGGAGUUUUGUCGAUAUCAGCAGCUGAAAUCGUCAUCGUCAUCGUCAUCGUCGAUAAGAGUUUGUGGUGGUGGUGACGGCGGCGGCAAUGUUCAUUCUGAACUUCCUCCUCCUCCUGUUGGUUUUAGAUUUAUACCAGAAGAAAAUCAUUUAAUUGGUUACUUGCAAAAGAAGUUAGAUAAGCCUGAAGAUCACUUUCCGUUAAUUCUUGAAAAGAACAUAUAUGACGAUGAUGACUGCCAUCCUCUGCAGCUUUUGGAAUCACAUGGAAAGGAAGGAGUUGUAUACCUCUUCUCACCAAGAUUUCGCAAAUAUCCUAAUGGGAAACAACUAAGACGUGAUGCGAAGCACGGAAAAUGGAAGAAUAGUACACCGGAUGAACCAGUCAUGCAUGAGGGGGUUGAAAUAGGCAGGAAGUGUAGUUUUGUAUUUCGCCCAAGUCCUGAUCAUAAAUCAACACACUGGUAUUUGUGGGAAUAUCGGAUUCCUAACCACAAAAGUAAAGAUGAACCAGCAAACCAGAAUCUGAUGGAUGGACUCGCUAUAUAUAAAUUAUACUAUACCAAAGAUCUCGAACGACAAAGAUCAGGAGAUUCCCGUGGACUUCAAAAAGUAGAAGCAGUCUAUAAUGUUCAUAAUCGCCAACAACAACAUGGAAUGGCUCAGUUGGUCCAAGAUAUCGAUUGGAUAAUGAAUAGUGACCAUUGUAGUGUUCGCGAUUUUGACGUAGCUGGUUUGUCAUCAACGUCAAAUAUGUUAUCCUUGCAGAAGGAUUCCAUGGAACCACCAAUGAGUGCAUUUCCUUAUAGUCCUGCCUUUACACAUAUCGAUCCCGGAUCAUCUAUGAACAGACAAAGCACUGAUUCCUUCUACAAUGGCUGGGCAAAUAGCAAUAUAGUCGAUAACCAAAAUGGAUUACAAGGUGGUGGUUUUGCUGGAGGAGGCUUUGAUAGGAUCCAAUAUGGUCAUGCAUUUCCACCAUUGCCUGAUAAGCUUGUUCCUAAUUAUAAUAAUCUUUAUUACAGCAGUAGUGUUACUCAGAUGUACAGUGACAUAGCUUCAGUACCAAGCCAUGCUCCAUUGGAACAAGAAUAUCCAGGAGAGUUGCCUCCUUACUGA